Molecule: messenger RNA, 1140 nt
Organism: Tetranychus urticae (two-spotted spider mite)
Lineage: Eukaryota; Metazoa; Arthropoda; Arachnida; Trombidiformes; Tetranychidae
Product: crustapain-like
Biological process (GO): proteolysis
Molecular function (GO): cysteine-type peptidase activity
Source: RefSeq, a predicted model, not a curated record
GAUGUUUAUUCACAAAACAGCAUAUAAAACAGAAGCUAGUGUUGCUAGAAACCAUUAUUAUUUCUCAGCAACUACCAAUCAAAAUGAUUCGAGCUGCAUUAUUCGUUGCUUUAUUUGCCUUGGCCGCUGCUGCUAGCCUUUCUUUUGACUCCCAAUGGGAAUCAUUCAAGACUAAAUAUGGCAAAUAUUAUGCAUCAACUGCAGAAGAAACCUUCAGACGAAAUGUUUUUGCCCAAAAAUUGGAAGAAAUAAAGGCUCACAAUAGAAGAGCAGACAACGGUGAAGUUACCUACAGAAAAGGAAUCAACAAGUUCUCUGAUUUGACCGCCGAGGAAUUCAAAGCAAAAUAUCUUGGAUUCAAGCCCACUGCUCGCCAAUCCACAUCAUUCAUUCACAAAGUAAACUACACCGUCAAAGUUCCAGCCUCAGUUGACUGGCGAACCAAAGGAAUCGUUAGUGAAGUCAAAAAUCAACAGGAAUGUGGCUCGUGCUGGGCUUUCUCUGCCAUCGCUGCUAUCGAAUCAGCCAACGCUCAAAAAACUGGUAAACUUGUUGAACUUUCAGAACAAAACGUGUUGGAUUGCUCAUGGAAUUACAAUGGUACCGGAUGUGACGGUGGUAAGAUGGACUAUGCUUUCUCGUAUGUCAUAGACAACAAGGGUAUUGAUACUGAAAAAUCUUACCCUUACAUCUCUGGUCACGGAAAAGAUUAUCACACAUGUCGAUAUACUGAAGCCAACAAGGGUGGUUCAAUCUCAUCUUUUGUUGAUAUACCAGAAGCUGAUGAGAAUGGCCUUUUAUCUGCAGUUGCUGAACGUGUUGUUUCAGUUGCCAUAGAUGCCAUGAAACUCCAGUCUUAUGAAUCUGGUAUUUAUACUGGUGAAUGUUACAGCUGGUAUCAGACACUUAACCAUGGGGUAGCUGUUGUUGGUUACGGCUCUGAAAACGGUACUCCAUAUUGGAUUGUCAAGAAUAGUUGGGGCACAGAUUUUGGUGAAUCAGGUUACUUCAGAUUGUACAGAGGCAGCAACUGGUGCGGUGUUGCUGAGGCAGCUUCUUACCCAAUUGUUUGAAUUGUCAAUAACCUUUGUAUCAACCUCGACUUAUUGGUAUAUUAAAUUUUGAGCAAGGAUUAUUCAA